AUGGGGAAAGACAACAGCAAUAUCCGCAAGGAACAACGACCCGAAAGAGUCCAGGCACGGAAAGAUAAACGCCUAGCCGAUAAUUCAAAUCACACCGCUCAGGCGACGGAAGGCUCGCUGCCGCAGAGUGAUCAGCCUGUACUAGAGUGCCCCGGCAGAGUUCAUACCAUGAGCGCUAUUCUAGAUAAGCUUGUACAACAUAAGGAUAAAGUUGAGCAGUUCUCCAACAUAGUAGGGAUUAUCUCACAUGCCGCCGAAGGAUUCAAUGCAAUAGGCCUCAAACCUGAGAUUGACAAAGCAAAGCGGAUCAAGGAACUUGAAGCCGCUUUAAAGGAGUCACACAGAGUCAUUGCAGAGGAUGUGGAGAUAAACAGAAAAGAACGCCAGCGCCUUGAGGAAGAACAUAAAGACCUAAACAGUCAGAAGCAGGGUUUCGCGCAGGAAAAGGAGCAAAAUAGGAAAUCACUGGAGUCUGAGAGAGAAGCCUUGAGGAGAGAGCGUGAAAGCAUGGAAAAGAAGAUGAAAGAGGAGACCAAGCAAAGAAUCGAGGCUCAAGUUUCUCGGCAUCGGAAGGAUACUGAUGACAAGAUUAGAGAGCUUGAGAGGAACAUUUGCCGCCUCGAGGCAGAAAAUACCAGGCUGGAAAAAUGCAAUCGCGAGUUAGAAAGCGAGUUAGAUCGGCAGAAAAGGAUCGGGAAAAUGGCAUUAGAUCAAAAUGCUCAGCUGGAAGACCGGUUACAAAAAUGUAACGCGAAACUCCCCAUCCACUCAAUGGAUAUCAUGGAUAUGGUCAACGAGAGCCAUGCUGUAUUUCAAAAAGUUCCUGUCUCGCCGACACCCAUAUCAGUAUUUCUCCGAACUUGCGCUGCCCAGGCCCUUAUCUCAAGGCGAAUGUGUGAUAUUUUAUGGAGACCUUUCUGCUCCAAGGCCUUGGAGGAUACGGUCUCCUCAAGCACUGCUACACUUCAAACCCUGUCCAACACUGCAUGGCAGCUCGAUCCAGAACUUGAACCCUCUUGGAGGGUCCUCACAUAUAAGUUUGUUGAUGCCAUGGCAGGUACAGAAACCAACCUGAUCGUACAGAAGGCAACACAGGAUAUAUCAAAAUGCCUUGAAAUACAGGUUGAGCCCCAAUAUCACCAGGAGCUAAGAGAGUCCCUUUUAGCCAUCUUCCAGAAUGGAGCUAGGCUAUGGCGACUUCUCCGAGUAGACUGCAUGCAAGUGUCUGUCUCAACUCCUGCUGAUGGGCCUAGGACUGGAUGGGUAGCCCAUGAUCUCCCAGGCAAAGCGGAACUAAAUCGGCCGGAUUGUAUAGCCGAAAACCAAGGCUUCAAGACAUUGUGUUUGUUCCCCAGGUUCGAGGCCACAUCAGCAGGUGCCGUCUGCAAAGAGUUAUUAUUUCCUGGUCACGCACUCUUUUCCGAUUCGUCCGCCCUAGCAGAAGGCGCGAAAGAGCUCGCGAGCCAAAAAAUGCGAUUAGACCAGCUCUAUCAACAGAUAGCCUCCCCAAUAUCUCCAACAAUCAGCGACUUCUCAGAAGACUUGGCGGAAUAG
This is a messenger RNA of Uncinocarpus reesii 1704, 1554 nucleotides long. RefSeq lists its product as uncharacterized. The record is from RefSeq and is a predicted model, not a curated record. The coding region runs from base 1 to 1554 and encodes 517 amino acids. Lineage: Eukaryota; Fungi; Ascomycota; Eurotiomycetes; Onygenales; Onygenaceae. The transcript has 2 exons.